CUAUAAGAUUUUAAAUCAAAAGAUCUCAAGAAAAAAACAAUAUAAUUUUACCUCACAAAAUUCUUACAUCAAGAAAAACAAAUAAUACUUUCAUACACUAAUUUUUUAAUAAAAAAAAGAUAAACGAAUAUGAUGGAGAACUAUCAAAUUCUUUUCUUUACCGACUAAGCUAACACGAUUACAAUACCAAAUGAUCCAAAAUUUUCAAUUUUAAUCAGAUGUUUUUCUCGUUUUCUUUCUUACCCUAUCAUGUAUCCCAAAAAGACCAACUAUGGUUACUUCAUCAAAGGGAAUCAUCAGCAUGGUGAUCAAAGAUUCAAUCUUUGAUCACUGGGUUUUUAGGCGCAAACACCGCCCUAUUUAAGAUGUCAACACUUCAGUAAAGCAUCGCGCAGCGACGGCAAUCCGCGAACUGUUCCUGUAGUACAAGUGGGACGAAGCCGGUGCCCGCAUCGUCAAACAAGUCUGCUGCCUAUCGAGCCAAUUCCUUCCGCCUGUCUUCGCCUGGUAAUCCAUCCCCCGGGGUUCCAACUGUGGUUGAAAGGAGGUUGCUUCUGCCCCUUUGAGGAACUCUUGGCCUCCUGCUGCAAUCGCAAGGCGUGGAGAUGGCGUAACAUCGGUCCCUGUUUCCUUAAAUAGCUAUCUGUUGUUUCUUGGAUUUCAUCAUUUGCCAUGGCUUUUAAGCAACAUGCCCAACUUCCUGAAGCGUUAAGUGCAAACUUGGAGGCUCCAAAUCCCAAGGAUGAGCCACAUGCAAGCAGAGAAGAUGAUCUCCGCCAACCAACAGAAUCACAUUUACCUCAUGUUGCUAUUGCACAUAAGCCCACCACAGAAUCCCCUCUUCAUAGGCAUGGGUAUCAACCAAAUUCCAGUGAACAUAGAAGGGCCGGUAGAACAAGUGGUGAAUCUGACAAUAGCAUGGAGCGCUCUCCACUUCACCCCCAUUAUCAUGUGAAAGCUGCAACUAGAGGUGGUGUAUCUUCCAAGGGUUCAUCAGUGAGUAGCCAUGCACUUGCUUCAAAUGUUGCAGGUAGAUCGAGAACGAGGACUGGUGGUCGAGGUGAUGAAACUCCUGAUAAAGGGUCAUCUGUGCCAAAGUUUGGUGAGUGGGAUGAAAGUAAUCCUUCAUCAGCUGAUGGUUUCACUGGCAUAUUUAACAAAGUGAGGGAGGAAAAAAAGAGUGGAUCAGCAAAAGCUACCAUGAUAACAAAUGAUACAAUCUAUCUAUGUUAAUGACCAAGAUGGUAGUGGUGGGUCCUUGAGCUGUUGCUUUGGCUGGUGCAAAAAAUAACUAGUAUUACAAGAAGAUUCAGAGCUUCGAUCCUGUAAAUAUCCUCAAAUAAGAGUCAUGAUAUUUGCAUCUGUUUGGAACUGCAUGUUCCUCUGUGCUAGCGUGUGUAAGUACCGUAUUGCAUCGAUGAACAUGUUCUUUUCAAUUUGUUGAAUCUUCUAUUUCUUGUUGCAAUACUGUAAACGAGCAUAUUUUAUCUUCUUCUGGUGUGAUUUAAAUGUCUUGUAUUGUAAAAUGCCUCAAAAACAUUUUCUUUA
Musa acuminata subsp. malaccensis (wild Malaysian banana) is the source of this 1548-nucleotide messenger RNA. Lineage: Eukaryota; Viridiplantae; Streptophyta; Magnoliopsida; Zingiberales; Musaceae. The record is from RefSeq and is a predicted model, not a curated record.